CCAAUAUGGGAAGCAGGAUGGUGAGAAGUAUGGUCUUCAGCCAGUUAUUGUUUCGGCUCAUGAAACCUAUGGGGUCAACACCUUGACACUUUCGCCCGAGUCCUGCUACAUGGAUCCAGCGGGUCAGAACCUCAAUGAUUACAAGGUCGCUGCACUUGCUCUUCAGGACUUGCGCCGUCAGGGCGGCGAUCUUCCGGCUAGAGCGGGAAUGAAGCGUGCUAGGGCUCCUUCUACCGACAAGCCUUUGCAGGACAACGUUCGCGAUCUUCUUUCUGGCAUGGACUCUGUGAGACCAUCUCGCCAGAUGCCGGUCCGCUCCUUCUCCGAGGAGAGUUACAAACGGCUCUGUUUCUCGGUGGAAGACGCUCGGCCUGCAAUCUCGUCCCUCCAUCCUGCCAUGGGUGGCAUCGGUGGUCCCGGGAUGUGGGAUGGGAUUCUUUGCUAAGCAGUUGCGAUUAUCAUUCGAAAUAUCCUUUACGUUACGUCACGUCCGCAUCUAGCAGCACAUUUUUAUCUACUACCUGCCUUCGUGACAAGCUUAUAAUUCCAUAUGUUCACUUGGGGAAAAAUGGAAGGCGGCGCGCUGGAGUUAAGUUUUGCAGUCCAACCUUGGAAACAUCAAGCUAGACGGCUUAGAUGGGGCACCCAAGGGAACAGGCUAAAAGCACUUUUUUCAUGCAUUAUCCUGGAUCUGGGAAAUGGCAUUGGGAUGGUUGGGCUUGUGCUUUGUUUUACCUUUUUGCGCUGGCGAACCGGUGGUUGUAGUUUAGUGUACGAUGAGGAGCGGUGGUUGUAUCCGGUUGUUGUGCUUACAGUCUUUUUUUUUCUUUUUUUUUCUUUCCCUUUCGUUUAUCUGGCACGAUGAUAUCCGCGUCUUCUGGACGCUUGGCGAAUUUAGGGCAUGGGAGGCAAGCACAUGGAACGUCCUUUAUGAACAUAAUGGAUCUGGAGGAGCAUAUAUCUUUACAACUGCAACCAGGAGCAGGGCGCAAAGGCAGCGCAUACGAACAAACACAACAGAGAAACCUUGGCUUGGGAUUAUCCGACAACGGCUUUCACUCGCGGACGACCAAACCGACGAAGUCGAAUGGCUUGCCAGGUUCCUGAACACCCUCGCUAUGCUUAAGAAGCCAUACUUGGCAACCCACACGAAUAAGAUUUGGGAUCUUGAAUUUCACACAUUCCUUGGAACCGCUCUCGAACCUCCUCCGUCCGUCUCUUCGUUAAACACACACGCACGCACCGAGAACAUCGAAACCUUCGUAUCAUCGGUCGAUCGUCGAGUUUUAGUUUACAAGCAAACAAAAUGGAGCUAUACAGACAAGCACACACACCCGGUUGCUUAACCAGCCGGAUGGGUCUAGUUGCAAACUUAUCAAAAUCGAACACCUUAAUAAACACAAAUGUGUUCUGACAUGCCUUUUUGCACAGAUUCAAAGAUUUUGCACACCGUGCCCGCUCGUUCUGCCUCAUUUACGUGCCUGCGCCAACCGUUCGCAACCAGAGAGAAAAGAAAUGUGAGCCAAAUAAGAACAAGC
Messenger RNA from Neurospora crassa OR74A, 1538 nucleotides. RefSeq lists its product as hypothetical. The coding region runs from base 777 to 1346 and encodes 189 amino acids. The record is from RefSeq and is a predicted model, not a curated record. The transcript has a single exon. NCBI's taxonomy places the organism in Eukaryota, Fungi, Ascomycota, Sordariomycetes, Sordariales, Sordariaceae.